Messenger RNA from Haemonchus placei, 378 nucleotides. The record is from the annotation of a GenBank genome assembly. NCBI's taxonomy places the organism in Eukaryota, Metazoa, Nematoda, Chromadorea, Rhabditida, Trichostrongylidae.
AUGCUGAUGGAUCCAUUGUUUCAUUUGUCAGAUGAGCGAACGUUUACCGAAAUGUUCAUUGUUCCACCAAAAGGCGCUACAGAUCCACUUACGGUGACGAGAUGUGGCCGAACGGUAGUUUCCAUCCCACAUGAAGAAGCUGAUGGACGCAACCCACACGGUUCGUUUCGGGACUAUAUGCUGCUGAGUGCCAGUCUGGAGUCGUUUCAUGAUGUGGUCGAUUCGCGCUUAUCCACCCGACUUGUAGCAAAAUCCGCAGCUUUCUGGCAGAUGGUUCAUAGCUAUGGUGGACUUCAUGAAGAGCUAGCUGACGCGAUGGCUGAUAUUAGGAAAGUACGAUCCAAUUUACAAGCCGUGGCUAAUUUGGUUUGUGAAAGG